Molecule: messenger RNA, 1093 nt
Organism: Bactrocera dorsalis (oriental fruit fly)
Lineage: Eukaryota; Metazoa; Arthropoda; Insecta; Diptera; Tephritidae
Product: mitochondrial dicarboxylate carrier
Exons: 6
Coding region: 122-982 (286 amino acids)
Biological process (GO): succinate transmembrane transport; thiosulfate transport; oxaloacetate transport
Molecular function (GO): malate transmembrane transporter activity; thiosulfate transmembrane transporter activity; antiporter activity
Source: RefSeq, a predicted model, not a curated record
GUCAAUUUAACGUAGAUUUAGUUAUUUCGUUUAUAAUAAUAAUAAUAAACAAAUUUUUGAAGUCCAUAUAUAAAUAGAUACGUAUGCUAUGUAUAUAUACAUAUGUAUAUAAGUAACAUAAAUGCGUGGCCAGGAGAAUGUUGAAGCUUAUUGGUUUGCUGGUGCAAUUGCCAAUACCACUGCACAAAUCAUAACGCAUCCAAUUGAUUUGGUACGAAUGUUGGUUCAGUCAAAUGCUAAAAAAGUAUCGUCACGAGAUAUUGUUAAAGAAAUCUUGGAAAAACAAGGAAUCUUGGGGUUUACAUUUAGCUUGCGGACCGCAACUCAAAGACAAAUUGUCUAUUCGAUAAUGCGUUUUGGUCUCUAUGAAAUGGGAAGACGUGCAGAAAGCUCGGAACAUUUCUAUUAUAAGGCCACAGUGGCUGCAGAAAGUGGAUUGGCCGCGGGUUUCUUUGUCACGCCUUUCGAUAAAAUGAAUGUGCGCAUGUGUACAGAUAUUAUAAAAUCGCCGGAUGAAAGCCGAAAGUACUCAUCAGUUUUUAAUGGAGUCAUAAGUUCGUAUAAAAAAGGUGGAUUAUCUAAAGUGUACAGAUGCGCCUUUAUAUCCUCGGUGCGCGGAAUGCUUAUGUCAGUGGGGCAGUUGGCGGUUUAUGAUGAGCUCAGAGAAGUAUUUUUCAAGACCGAGCGAUUUAAGGAAAACUGGCAUUCAUGCUUCAUGGCUUCAUUGAUAGCGGGUGGGGUCACCACAAUUAUAAUAACACCCGUCGAAGUGGUUAAACUAAUAUUUAUGGAUGCAAGCAGAUAUCAAUAUCGAAGUAGUUUGGAUGUAAUGCGUACGCUUGUACAAGUCCACGGCUAUAGGGGAUUCUAUCGUGGAAUAUUUGUUUCUUUUCUGCGCAUUGUACCGUCUACCUUGCUAACUUAUUUACUCUACGAGUGGAUAUGUCUGGAAUUCAAUUUAGGCAAUUGUUUUAGCGAUUAGUUUUUUGAAAAAUCACACCAACGGGUAUACGUAACCGGAAUGAAGCCGAAAUUGUAUCAAAAUUAUUUCUGGAAUGUUUUCUGUUUUUACAACAACAACAAAAAUAUUUAU